Molecule: messenger RNA, 1050 nt
Organism: Bipolaris zeicola 26-R-13
Lineage: Eukaryota; Fungi; Ascomycota; Dothideomycetes; Pleosporales; Pleosporaceae
Exons: 2
Coding region: 1-1050 (349 amino acids)
Source: RefSeq, a predicted model, not a curated record
AUGUCGCAUGAGACGGCAGACUUUGGUGGAGAACUACCAACAUCCGUACUGAACCUACCAUACAGCAUAUGUGACAGAAGAAAAAGACUAGAAAACGAAAAGCUGAGCGGGUUUGCAAGGAUGGCAAGCAUAAUGGGUAGAGAAACUAGGAGGCCAGAUCCUAACCUAAGGGACAUAUCCAAAGAUCGUCGUGAACUGGUCUUCGUCAUCGAUAACGGCUGGACGAUGUUCGAUCACUGGCCAAUCCUGACCUUUGUCGUCGAAACCCUGGCAAUGAACGCUGCAGGUAUCGACAAAAGCGGCAUCGACCUCCGCUUCACUGUAGAGGGAUCUCGACACAACGCAAAUAACAUUGUAGGAGAUACCGGGCGGAGGUUACUAAAAGAAAAGCUGCAAAAAGCCUGGCCCGAACGCAAUCCAAAACCCAGCGCAACAACCGACAUGACCGCCAUCCUCCAAAACAUCUACAAAGAAUGGCACCGCAACCGCCGGCCAGCAACAACCCUCUACGUCUUCACCGACGGCAAAUGGUCCACUGAAGACCUCACCGCCCUCCGCCAUGUUGCCAAAAACCCAAACUCCCCCCACGAAAUCAUCCGCAACCCGCCGCCCCUACACAAAGCCAUCAUGGCCUUCGCCGAACAAGACCGCCAACAAACCGGCCACCGCCACUUCAGCAUCCAAUUCAUCCGCUUCGGCGACGAUCCGCCCGAUAAAGAGCACCUCCAAUGGCUCGAUGACUACUUGUGUGAAAGCCAUAAGUACCGCGACAUCAUUGACCAUUGCACCUGGCGCGCUCCCGUCGACAAAAUCUUCAAAGGAAGCAUCGAGGGGUUCCACGAUGAGAAAGAGGCAAAAGAGCCGCCGGUGCUUUACGAUUAUAAGCAGCUUGUCGAGAAGUUUCAUCUGUUUAAUCGCGGUGAGGGGGAUGGCGGUGCGGACGCGCAGCAGAAUGAAGCGGUUUCGUCGCCGUUGACGCGGAUGGGGACGCAUAGGUCGAAUGUUUCGACUUCGUCGCCCAGAACGAGGUUUUCGAUGUUUUCUUCCUAA